Alnus glutinosa is the source of this 2996-nucleotide messenger RNA. RefSeq lists its product as uncharacterized. NCBI's taxonomy places the organism in Eukaryota, Viridiplantae, Streptophyta, Magnoliopsida, Fagales, Betulaceae. The transcript is spliced from 13 exons. The coding region runs from base 147 to 2777 and encodes 876 amino acids. Gene Ontology annotation, molecular function: protein binding. The record is from RefSeq and is a predicted model, not a curated record.
ACACUUAGCAUGCAAGAGAUUCAAGCCUGAAGACACGCAGUAUCCACCUUCAUUCUAGGACCUUCUUCCUCAAAUGGCUCUGAUCCGCACCUGACCUCCAUUUCCAAUACCAAUCAGAAGUCCCCAAACGGCAAGUCGUGUUGACGAUGGAGCCCCAGUACUCGAAGCCGGCCCGCGCGUACGGGCCCCAGCUGAAAAUGACUAUCCCGCCGUCGCAAUCACAGUCCGACAACGACCGGACCAGCGGUGAGCUGCGCGCGCUGGACUGCAACCUCGCUUCGCUCUGCGACCACAUCCAGGUCGAGGGCUUCAACUCGGGUUCCUUCUCCGACGUCGUCGUCCACUCCAUGGGCUCCACCUACCACCUCCAUCGCCUCAUUCUCUCUCGCAGCUCCUACUUCAGGAACAUGCUUCAUGGUCCUUGGAAAGAAGCCAAUGCUCCAAUUGUCACCUUACAAGUAGAUGAUAAGAAUGUUAAUGGCGAGGCUAUUGCAAUGGCAUUGGCUUAUCUAUAUGGGCACCAUCCGAAGCUUAAUGAUAACAAUGCAUUUCGAGUUCUAGCGGCUGCUUCCUUUCUUGACCUUCAGGAUUUGUGUGCAAUUUGCACAGACUUUAUUAUAUCCGAAUUAUGGACUUCAAACUUCUUAGCAUAUCAGGUUUUUGCAGAAAGCCAAGAUUAUGGCAUACACGGAGAGCGGGUGAGAAAUGCUUGCUGGGGUUACCUUUGUCAAAGUGGCUCCAUGGAGUUGAAAGAGGUGCUUCCAAAACUUUCCUCACAAACCUUGGAUGCGCUGUUAACCUCAGAUGAAUUGUGGGUACCUAGUGAAGAGAAACGGUUUGAACUGGCAUUGUACACGUUCCUUGCAAAAGGCGCCCAUUGCAAGGCAGAACAUUCUGAGCAAGAAAGUUGCAGUUCUGAGACGGGAACGGAUAGUCACUCUGAUUCUCCUCAAGCAAAGGGAAAAAUUUUGAUCGAUAGCUGCACUAAUAAGAUGUUGGAAUCUGAACUAGGAUGCUUAAGUUUAAAAGAUGACCUUGAAGGCCAUAAUACUGCUCAUAAUCUGCUGGUUGAGCUUGCUGACUCUGUGGUUGACUCUCAAACAGGAAUUUCCCAUUCUAACCAACCGGUGCAGGAAACUGCAUACUCUCAGUUGAAUAUGGAGCCAAGAUUCCCCUGCAACACGGAAGGACCUUCAUCAUCAAGUCCCUCAUUCGCAGAUGUAGAUGGAAUCAGAACCUCAUGUUCCUAUGUUGAAAUGCCAAUUGGUGUUAGAGCAAGUGGACUGGGGACCACUGGAAUGGCUAUGGAAGGGCCAUCUGAAGAAGGCCCAUGCUACCAUCUGAAUAACAAUAGCUGGCUUGCCAGGGACCAAUCAAGGCAGUGCUCUUCAAUGAGCUCUUCCUGUAAUGGGCUCAUGAUGAAUGAUUGGGAAAGAUGUGGCAUGCCUCCUCUUUCAUGGGGUGGCAGGGUUGUGGGCAAGAGACAGCUAAAGGGUUAUGCUAGAGGGAAUUGCGGGGUUCGUGGGGAAGAAUAUGAUGCAUUUGUUAAUAUAUUUGAAGGGGGUUCUCUCUUGUAUUGCAACAUGUCAUUUGAGGCACUUUUAAGCGUGAGAAAGCACCUUGAAGAAUUGGGGUUCCCUUGCAAAGCUGUAAAUGACGGUCUUUGGCUACAGAUGCUUUUAAGCCAGAGAGUGCAAGAAAUUGGUGCUGAUACAUGCAAAAGUUGCUGCCUCUCAAGCAUGGUAUGCAAUUGUAGGCAUCCAUUUAGAUUUUCGCAUGGACUCCCAACCACUGGAUAUUACAUGCAAGAGCAUGAUCAUACUUCUCCUGGAAACAUGGGGAAUGUAUAUGUUGCUGAAUCUGCUCAAGGUGAAGGAAAUGGUCUAUUUAGACAUGUACGUGUGCAUGUUAGGGGGCCUAUUGAUGGGCUUGCUGGUAUUGGACGUGGAACUACAUUUGUGCCUGCAGCUGCUUCGCCUCCAACACGUUUUGUCUUUUCACGUGUCCCUUUUGGCAUGAGCAACAGAAAUGGUCAGCAGUCUCUUGCUAAUGAUGAUUCAGAGACAAGAGCUGACCAUGGUGGGGACCUUUCUGGAGAUGGGUUGACAGCUUUGGUUGGCCUAAGCCACGGAGGGUGCAAUGUAGCUAAUGUUCAUGGAGAGCAAAUGGAGACAGAGUAUGAAAUGGAUCUGCAGAGCAGAAUGUCUGGAACUUCAAUUGCAGCACCGAGUAGUAGCAGCAUCCCUAUGCAGAUGCUUGAGUCACCAGGGCAUGCUGUUGGGAUUGAGUGGGAGAAUGCAAACAGUUCAUCUAUCUCAUUGGACUUGAAAACACCUUUAAGUCACUUCCCUCCUUUUCGCUUUGGGGUGCAAUUUGAGGAUGUGCACAGGCUCAGUGAUGGUCAAGUCAAGCACUCUCCUGAAGUUUUUUAUGCUGGUUCUUUAUGGAAGGUCAGCGUUCAGGCUUUUAAUGAUGAAGACCCUCAGGGACGGCGAACACUAGGUUUAUUUCUUCACCGUCGGAAGGCAGAGAUAACCGAUUACCUUAAAAAGGUUCAUAUGUAUGUGGACUCUCGAGAAAAGGUUACUGCCCGUUAUCAGUUGAUUUGUCCAUCAAAACGGGAAGUCAUGCUGUUUGGAAGCUUCAAACAAGCAGGCACUCUUUUGCCAAAAGCUCCAAAGGGAUGGGGUUGGCGAACAGCUCUUUUAUUUGAUGAGCUUGCUGAUCUACUCCAAAAGGGGACCUUACGGGUGGCUGCUGUUGUCCAGCUCGUCUGAAAUGUAACAAAAUGUAAAUCACACCAAGAAGAGCCAGUUCCUCGAGCGAAGACGACAACUUGUAAUUAUGACUGUGCAUAUGUGUAUUAAAAUUUUGGGUAACAAGGGCAUGACCUGGUUAUAAACUUAAUAAUUUUCUGCUUUAGAAUUGUAUUGCUGAUUGAUAUCAAUUCAAUGCUGUGUAUACAGUUUAUAAAAUCAAACUUUUUUGAUGGGAUA